GAGAGAGCUUGUGUCUGACGCUGCUAAUCAAGGCGAAGAUGGUGAAGUUCAUGCUGAAGAUCGCUGCCGAACUCGAAAACCUAACCAACCUCCAGCCUCAAGGCGGCUGCGACGAUCCUUCCUUCUCCUUUCUCUUCAAACUAAAAUGUGAGAACUGCGGAGAGAUUAGUCAGAAGGAAACAUGUGUUAGCUUGGGCGAUACUGUUCCUCUUCCACAGGGCAAGGCAAACACUAACCUCAUUCAGAGGUGCAAGCUUUGCUCAAGGGAUGGGACUGUAACAGUAAACUCAGGCAGAGGAAAACCACUGACCCAGGAAGAGAGUGAAGCAGGGAAAUAUGCACCUUUGAUGCUUUUUGAAUGCAGGGGUUAUGAGCCUGUAGAUUAUUUGUUUGGUGAUGGCUGGAAGGUUGAAUCUCUGGAGGGGACUAAAUUUGAAGGUGUCGACUUGUCCGGAGGUGAUUUUGCCGACUAUGAUGAGAAGGGAGAGUGCCCGGUGAUGAUAUCAAACCUCCGAUCGACUUUUGAUGUGGUGAAGUAGUAUUGCUACUCUCCUCUCCUGUUGGAAACAUAUUGUGGUAAAUAAAACUGAUACAGCUCAUUCCGAGUGAUGGAAAUUUGUUACUGGUUUACAUGUUGACUUGAAGAAUAUCCGAAAGCGGUUUAACAUGAAAUGUUAUAUUUGAAGUAUGUACUAAUAGAUAUACAACGACAAUGGUUUGAACCGAUUGAUGAAUCACAUUAUGCUUGUGUCUGUGAUUUUCUUGAUUUUUCU
This is a messenger RNA of Hibiscus syriacus, 773 nucleotides long. Its product is annotated as CXXC motif containing zinc binding protein-like. Gene Ontology annotation, molecular function: zinc ion binding. The record is from RefSeq and is a predicted model, not a curated record. NCBI's taxonomy places the organism in Eukaryota, Viridiplantae, Streptophyta, Magnoliopsida, Malvales, Malvaceae. The transcript has 4 exons. The coding region runs from base 39 to 539 and encodes 166 amino acids.